Aaosphaeria arxii CBS 175.79 is the source of this 2221-nucleotide messenger RNA. RefSeq lists its product as uncharacterized. The record is from RefSeq and is a predicted model, not a curated record. The coding region runs from base 183 to 1949 and encodes 588 amino acids. Gene Ontology annotation, cellular component: transcription factor TFIID complex. Gene Ontology annotation, biological process: RNA polymerase II preinitiation complex assembly; transcription initiation at RNA polymerase II promoter. NCBI's taxonomy places the organism in Eukaryota, Fungi, Ascomycota, Dothideomycetes, Pleosporales. Gene Ontology annotation, molecular function: RNA polymerase II general transcription initiation factor activity. The transcript has a single exon.
ACCACGUCCGAGCUUUGAGCCUCAUCCCCCCAACGUCCAAGGUGAUUUGCCUUUUAUCGACGACCUUCACUUUCACGGGCCUCGCCCACCAUUCGACCCGUUCGUCCGAUGAUACCCUCACCUGCGCCUCUCGAGUCGUCGCGCUCGCCAAAUCUAUCUAUACAACAAACUUCGAAUUCAAGAUGAAGCUUAAACUCACAACGAAACCUCAAGGCGCGCCAGAGGGCGCACCCUCAGCAGCGUCACCUGCGAACGAAGCCCCCGGAGCAGUUCCCACGCCUGCAAGUGCUACAGGACCGAAGCUGAAGUUCAAGUUCGGCUCACAAGCAUCCGCUUCGGCAGCACCACCAGCGGUCCCAUCCACAGAUGCGCCAUCUACAGAGGCUCCCAAGCCGAAGCGCAAGUACACGAAGAAGCCGAAACUGGACGAGAAUGGGAACGUGAUACCGCCUGCGCCGAAAGCGGCGCCGAAGCCCAAGAAGCGUCCGCUCGAGGAGGGAGACCGAGAGACAUCGCCCGUCGCGAAGCGCAAACCUAAGCCAACGGCGAAGAGCCUGGAGAUGGCCCUCAUAGACGACGAGCUGGAGGAGGAGCUCCAGGCUCCAGCGCCUGCGCCUGCACCCGCGCCAAAGAAGAUCGCACCCCCUGUUCGUGCUGGCUCGACGAUCAAGCUCAAGAUGAAGGGGGGCCAACCCACGAUCCAGAAGUCAAAUACUACAUUGAUCAAACUCAAAGGCGCGCACGGGAAACCGCCGUAUAGACCCCCCGGUGUUGGUUAUGACAGCGAGGCGGACGAAGCAGAGGAAGAUCCGGCUAUAGAAUCACAGUUCGUACUGCGCAUGCAACCUGGACCCGACUGCGACCUCCUCAGAAAGGCGAUCGAGGAGAAGACGAUUGGCAAGAGUGUGUCUCACGGUGGACCGGGCGUACAGUUCAGGUUCUUCGACAGAGAAGGGCGACGCGCUACCGUCUUGAUACAGGGGCGACUUUACGCAGCGUGUAUGGUAGACCUACCUUGCGUGGUGGAAUCCAUGAAGAGCUGGAAUAAGAAGGACUGGGUUAAGACAGCCGACGUGUGCCAAAUGCUGCUCGUCUUGGGGCGUGUUACGAGUGAAGAAGAGGCUAAGAAGUUUGACAUACCUCGCGACAUCAAUACCUCGUCUCAUCAAUACCCACAUGGCUUGACACCGCCAAUGCACCAUGUUCGCAGGCGCCGUUUCCGCCCACGAGUCAGUUAUCAUCGAAUUGAACAAGUUGAAGCUGAGGUAAAUGCCCUGCUGGAAACGGACCGCAAGGUCAGCCAAGGAGGCGGACGAGCAGAAUUCCAAGUCAUCGAUGCUGAUAAGGCUGACUCCUCGGAGGACGAAUCGUCAGACGAGGAUGCGGAGGGUGAAGAUGAUGAUAUGGUCGAUGCACCCGAAUAUGUCGUGGAGACACCUGGCGGCGAAGAGCUCGAGGUGGAUAAUGCCCACUUGGAGCAGAUGCUGGCAGCAGGCUUCGAAGAGGAAGACGACGAAAUGAGUGGCCUAUUUGGUGGUGAUGGAGGCGCGGGAGGUGAAGUCGAAGUAGACAUAGGGACGCCUGCGACUGCCCACGACGUUGCCAUGCACGCCCUUGGAGACCAUGCCAUACCUACGGUCGAGUCCAGUGCUCCGAGUCCGAAUGCAGCGACCUCUGGAGAUGAUGACGAUGACGACGAUGAUGAUGACGAGGGAGACACUGGUGAUGACGGUGAAGUCGAUGCGGAAGCAGCCGCCGAGCUCGCUGGUCGUGAGACACAACUGGCCGAGAUCCAGGAACUGGAACAGGAAAUCGAGACCGCUCAAUCCCAGUACAGCACGAUCAACAACGUGCUUUACAAGCAGAGACUGAAGACCAAGAUCGACAGGCUGCGGACGGAUCUCAACCUCAAGAAAGCUGCGCUGGGUAUCGAGGACGAUGGGGAUUAACAACUUGCGUGAAGUAAUAUUGGUUUACUUCACCCAAAAAGGCGUUCUACAGGUCAAUUAUUUCUACGUGAUUCAUCGUCAACAUGGCGGAUGUCAUCAGCAUUUGCAGGAGUUCCCGGAUGGCAUAGACUGGUUCUUAUUGCGACCCCUAUCCGUCGUAUACAUCAGUAGUACUUUCGUAGCAUUUUAAUCCAAGCCACUGAUAAUCAUUCAUUAUUUACAACAUACGUGCAUUCAUGAAGGAACACACGGCUUUGAACAACUUAAACAAG